UCCGGAUCGGAAGUCCUCGCGAACGCUCUCCGUUGCAUCCGUGCGAAAAACUUACACCAACUAAUAAUUUGGAACUAUGUCGGAACUACUCGCGCAGCCUCCGCCGCGGUACUAGAGUGCGAUGUAGAGCCUCGGGCGAGAGGUGACUUUUUCCGAGUGCAAGGGCCCUCGGAGCCUUUAUUUUGCUUAAUUCGAAAUAAGUGUCAACUUCCGAAAUGUCGCUAGUAGUGAAACUUAUUCGGUUCAAAGUGCUGAAAUGCAAAUACGAGAAAUACGCGCGUUUGGAGUUUAGAGGAGCUAUCAAAUACUCCUCCGUGCUCGUCGACAAUGAAGAGAUCAUAUUCGUUAACGAGCGCUUCGAAUGGGUAGUCACGAAGUCAGUGGGCACUGGCGAGGUGCUCACACUGGAGUUGCUCGCGCGUGGGCGCUGGGGCACGCCACGCACUCUGGGCGUCUACCGCCUGGGCCUGCAGAUCCUGGUCACGGACGGCCAGCUCUCCAUCACCGACACCCUUGUUGACGACCGCAAUCGCCCAGUGCCGGUGUUCGUGGAGAUGGAUGUGUUCUACACGCCGCCAGUGAUACCUUCGAAGAUUGAAGAAGUUAGUGCUCGCAGCGAGAUCACUUCCGUACGAGGACUGGGUUCGAUCAUGCCCUCAGUGCACGGGUCGACUCCUGGCUCGCUGCAAGGCUCCUCGGUCAGCUCAGCGAUCCACUCAGACGACGAUGACAAUGCUCUAGAAGAUCUACAGCGCAACAUCGCCACUCUAGAGCGCUCAAUCCAGAAUCGCGAAGUCGUCAUCGACAUGGAAUCUGGCGACGAAUCCCGAACUCGCAAGCUCAAAAUUGUCGGCAGGAGAUUUCUAAGACGAGGAUUCUCGAUGGGCGCCGAGAAAGCGGUGACGAUUUCUGAGCGUGAGCAUAAGCGCCACUCCACGUUGAAGACCAUGAGGAGUCUGAUGCGCCUGGGCAGGGCUCGGCCGCGAGACAGCAGCGGAGACGAGGAGCAAGGCUUGCUGGAGGUGCCCGGGCCCUCCACCGACCUCGAGCGGCCCGUCAGCCAGACCUCCAUGUCCUCAGACGAGGUCCUUGUCGACACACGCUCGCCGACCGAAACGCCCAAACUAAAAAAAUUGCGCACAGUGCUGGAGACGGGAGGUCCGACGGCUUUGAAAGCAGCUGACUUCCAAGUGUGCGUGACGGUGAUAGAGGCCCGCCAGCUGGCUGGACUCAACAUGGAUCCUGUGGUGUGCGUGCAGAUCGGUGAUAUGCGCAAGUACACCAGCGUCAAAGAGAGCACGAACUGCCCCUACUACAAUGAGUAUUUCGUCUUCGAUUUCCACAUGCCGCCGAUUAUGCUGUUCGACAAAAUAAUAACGUUGUCGGUGCUGCAGUCACGCAACAUCCUGCGAGCCAAUAAACUGCUCGGCAGCUUCAAGCUGGACGUCGCUACGGUGUGGAACCAACCAGAUCGGCAGUUCUACCACAAGUGGGCGUUGUUGACGGACCCCGACGACGUGGCUGCGGGGGCGAAGGGCUACCUCAAGUGCGACAUCAGCGUCAUCGGCAAAGGAGACACCAUCAAGAUCCCCCCCAAGAGUGAGAAGGAUGAAGACGACAUCGAAGCGAAUCUGCUCCUGCCCGACGGAGUGCCGAUCGAGCGUCAACGAGCCAAGUUCAUCGUGAAGAUCUACAGAGCUGAUGGUCUACCGAAGAUGAACUACUCCAUCCUGGCGAACGUCAAGCGAGCCUUCACUGGCGAAAGCCAGGAUCUCGUCGACCCUUAUGUGCAAGUGUGCUUCGCUGGCAUGACCGGCUCGACAUCGGUGAAGAAGAACAGCUACACGCCGGUGUGGAACGAGCAGCUGGUGUUCACGGAGAUGUUCCCGCCGCUGUGCCAGCGCAUUAAGAUCCAACUGCGAGACAACGAUCCCGUGCACCCAAACGUCAUCGGCACUCACUUCAUCGACCUCAAGACCAUCUCUAACGAUGGCGAGAAAGGGUUUCUGCCGACAUUUGGGCCAGCGUACAUAUACAUGUACGGAUCUACCAGAGACUACAGCCUCAUCGACCAGCAUGCCAACCUCAACAUGGGCAUGGGUGAAGGAGUCGCCUACAGAGCCAGGGUCCUGAUUUCCAUACGCACAGAAAUCACGGACAGUAUGGAGUGUCCAGCUUCUGAGGUGGAGUUGGAACCGGUUCCUCCUAUCAGUGACAGUUCCUUCGGAAAGAACGAGGAGUUCUUUCUCUUUGCCACGGUGUUUGACGCUAAUAUGAUCGACAAGCGGCUCACAGACAAACCCAUACAGUUCGAACUCAGCAUCGGCAAUGCUGGCAACUCACUCGACGGACACAACGAGUCCGUGAAACGCCCGCAGGAUUUGGAUACUGAGGAGCUUGACGAACUGAGCGCAGACACUGGCUACUGGCAGAGCAUGACGCAGCCGACGAAGGCAGCCACGAGUGACAAGAACUACUACUACCUGCCGUACUGGGACCACAAGCAGUGCAUGCACAUCCGCAGCAUAUGGCCGGACCACCGCCGCCGGAUGUACAACUCGAACAUGAUCGCUAAGAUUAUCGAGAAGUUUGAGGAAGGUCUGUCAGACACCCAGCACGCGCUGGAGACGGAGGUGGGCACUGACUGUGUCCUGGUGCUGAAGAACGUUCUGGAAGGUAUCAGCGCAACCUGCGCCUCCUACGUGCGUUAUAUGACCAACGCUCCGCCCAUCGGGAACACCAAACUUGACCGCGAGAGGCAUAAACUAUGCCUCUUCGAAAUCGACCAGAUCAGCACGAUGACGCGCAGCUUGCGGGCGUUAAUCACGAAGCACUCGAUCAAGGAUCGCCUGCGCACGGCUUACACGUAUCUGAACAAACUGAAGCAUCUUUGCGAAGAUGCACAGCACGCGAUGCCAGACAUUUUCAUCUGGAUGGUCAGCAACGGCAAGCGGCUGGCGUACCACAGGAUACCAGCCAGGGAUAUCAUCUACUCCGCCGUCGCCGAAGAAACUGGCAAACAUUGCGGCAAGAUGCAGACGCUAUUUCUUAAAUGGCCGGGUAAGAAGGCAGCGACCCCAAGUGGCUGGAGCAUCCCAGCCAAGAUCAGCGUGUACCUGUGGCUGGGCCUGCUACAGGACAAGAAGCACUACAUCGACGGACUGCCCAAAGGAUACGUGCUCGGCUCCGAGCUGCGGAACGCCGACAAACUCCGCUCCAACGCACCCAACGCCAUUUUCUACGCGGAAAAACACACUUUCCAAAUGCGGGCGUAUAUUUACCAAGCAAGAUCCCUCAUUGGCUCCGAUUCGUCAGGGUUGUCCGACCCGUUUGCACGAGUCAUCAUCGGAGAAAAUACAGCGACAACGCAAGUGAUCGAUGAAACAUUGAGCCCCACAUGGGAUGAAUUGCUGGUCUUUGACGACGUUUUGCUGUACAGCACCAUGGAGCAAAUCAAAUCAGACCCUCCCACCAUUGUAAUCGAAAUUUUUGACCAGGAUAAAGUAGGCAAAUCUGAGUUUAUAGGGCGGACUCUAGCCAAGCCUCACGUUAAGGCUUUCGAAGACUCAUUCAAUCGACCACCACCUUCUUUAGAGUGGCAUGAGAUCACACGGGGCGACGACAAAGCCGGAGAACUUCUAGCCACCUUCGAGGUUCUUGAAAUUCCCGCUAAACAAGACCCUUCAGUGUUACCUGAACUGCCGACACCAAGAGAGGCUAACGGGAAAACCCCAGUGGACACUAACAAAGGCCCGAUUCUUCCGGUCCCGAGGGGUAUUCGGCCAACGCUGUCCAAAUACCGCAUUGAGGUUCUAUUCUGGGGUCUGCGUGAUCUAAAACGUGUCCAUCUACUGACCGUCGAUAAACCACGUGUGGAUAUUGAAUGUGCUGGCAAUAUUCUAUACUCAACUGUCAUACAAAACGCAAAGCGCAACCCGAAUUUCACCAACCCUGUAAAAUUUGUGGAUGUGGAACUGCCAGACCAGGACCUAUACAGGCCACCCCUGACCAUCCGAGUGCUCGAUUGCCGCAGCUUUGGCCGCAUUACACUUGUGGGCACCCACACCAUCAAUUCAAUCCACAAAUAUAUUUACACGCCAAUGAGCAAAAAGGAGCGAGAAAUCGAAGAUAGAAAAAAGUCUUUGAUUCAGUUGCAAAAUGUUGACUUGCGCGCAAAUUGUAUCGUGCCAGACGAUGUAUUUACGAUUGAAAAUGAGAAAGAAAACUGCCCUCUGUUGACCCGCGAUGGGCGGUCUGUGACUUACGGAUCCGGAUCAAAGCAGACGAUGCGUAAGAAGACAGCAAAACGCGAAUCAAUGAAGAGAAGGAAACUAAGCACAGAUUCCGUGCUAAGUGACGAUGAGCGAAGUAAAGAUUGGUGGACGAAAUACUUCGCUUCUGUGGAAUGUAUGAUUGAAGAGGAGAAAGAGGCGAAAAGGGAGAGGCAGGGCUUCUUGCAAGCUCCUCAAAUGAUGUACGUGGAUGAAACGCGGUCUCCAAGAGAGGAGGUUCACUCACCGCGUCCCGACCGGGACCGCAGCAAGCGCCGACAGCCACUGUCACCGAAAGCCAAAGUGAGCGUGAGCGUGAGCCCGACCGCGAUACUCAAGAAAAACGAAAUUCCACGCUCCGGCCUCACAAAGAUUUAUCCACAUGAGCUGGAAGCGGUCCCAGAAUAUGACGAAUUCAAGGAAUGGCUCCAUUCCUUCGAAUUAUACCGCGGAAAGAAAACCGGAGACGACUCCGAAGACGAAAACCGAGUUGUCGGCGUGUUCAAGGGUGCCAUCAAAGUUUACAAAUGGCCCCUUCCAAAGGGCAUUGACGAUCACACAGUGAUGGGAUUCGACCCAAAUUAUGGGUUCUUCCAAGGUGUUCCCAACAACGACCCUAUACACGUAUUGGUGAGGGUGUACAUCGUGAAAGCCACGGAUCUCCAUCCAAUGGACUUGAACGGGAAGGCUGACCCCUACAUAGUCCUACAUUUGGGCUCAAAGAGGAUAAGCGACAAGGAAAACUAUGUGUCCAAGCAACUGAACCCCGUAUUUGGGAAGUGCUUUGAGAUUGAAGCAACAUUCCCACAGGACUCUAUGCUGACAAUCCAAGUCCUCGAUUGGGACUUGCUGGGGUCAGACGACCUGAUCGGAGAAACAAAGAUCGACCUGGAAAACCGUUUUUAUAGCCGGCACCGCGCUACUUGCGGGCUGCCCAUGAAGUACGAAGAGCAAGGAUACAACCGGUGGCGCGAUGCUAUGAAACCGACACAGAUUCUGGCUAAGUUGUGUAAGGAUAGCAAACUAGAGCCGCCCGUGUAUGAGUAUGGGCGGGUGAAGGUCGGGCGUACGGUGUUCACCAUGCCGAUGGAAGACACGGAGCUGUUCUCCAACCCGGACACGGUGGAAGAGCAGAUGGCGCUGGUGGUGCUGCGUCGCUGGCAGGAGGUGCCCCGCGUUGGCACCAAGCUUGUCACAGAGCACGUCGAGACACGCCCUCUCUACAAUCCAAGCAAACCCGGUAUCGAGCAAGGAAGGCUGGAGAUGUGGGUUGACAUGUUUCCCAUGGACAUGCCGUUGCCAGGCCCACCGCUAGACAUAUCGGCUCGCAAGCCCAAAUCCUACGAAAUGCGGGUCAUCAUAUGGAACACUGACGACGUCGUCCUAGAAGACGAUGCCUUCUUCACUGGAGAAAAAAUGUCCGACAUUUAUGUGAAGGGGUGGCUCAAAGGCCCAGAUGACUGUCAAUGCACAGACAUUCACUACAGGUCCCUGACGGGCGAAGGUAACUUCAACUGGCGUUUCAUAUACCCGUUCGAUUAUUUGGAAGCAGAGGAACGGAUAGUGAUUUCACGAAAAGAGUCAGUCUUCUCUUGGGACGAGACAGAAUGCAAGAUACCCGCGCGCUUUGAGCUGCAAGUAUGGGAUGCUGACCACUUCUCGGCUGAUGAUUUCCUGGGAGCGAUAACCCUGGACCUGAACCGUUUCCCGCGUGGCGCUAAAUCGUCCAAGCUCUGCACGUUAGACAUGCUCCAGAAUGAUGGCUCCGUGCCGAUGGUGAACAUCUUCAAGCAGAAACGUGUCAAGGGCUGGUGGCCCUUCUACAUCAAGAGGGACACUGAAGAGAUGGAACUCACCGGCAAAGUGGAGGCAGAGAUACAUCUUCUGACGCGGGAAGAGGCCGAUAAGGUGCCAGCUGGUCUUGGACGUAACGAACCCGAUCCUCUGGACAAACCCAACCGCCCAGACGCAUCGUUCAUGUGGUUCCUGAACCCGCUCAAAUCGAUCCGGUACAUCAUCUGGCACAACUACAAGUGGACCAUUUUGAAGGCAACCAUCAUUAUUCUGGUGGCGGUGAUGUUCCUGCUACUGAUCUACGCGGUGCCCGGAUACUCCGUCAAGAAACUGCUCGGAGCUUAAAUAUUUAGCAUAUUAUUAUACCUAUCUAUCGUAUAACUUCUGUAGUUUACUCCUUAAACCACUAUAAAAAAAUAUCGAUCUCUGUUAUUUGAUAAUUAUCUGUAACUCUUGCACCACACCAACCUUGGUCAAUAAAAAGUACCAAUAAAGUUUAAUGCUUUCUGGGUUGUGUGUCAAUAACUGGCUUCAUCGACUUUUUUUAAUUUUUGGCCUGGUAACAAAGACCUUUAGGCCAAAGCUUCAUGAACCCUGGUGUCAGGGUUACUAAGCAUGCGGCCGCCAAAGGCCCAUCUUAAUCUCGUUCUUAGUGAUUUAAUUGAUUUAUGGAGAUUUUAGAAUUUUUGUCAUGGUGAGUGAUUUAAGGAGUGAAUCACUUCUUGUAGAUUAGUCUUUUGGUGUUUAUCAAACAUUAUAAUGUAUUAAUACUAUGUAUAAUAUUACGAAAGGAUUGUUUGUUAUUGCGAAACUUGAUUCAGUUAGUAUAGGUACCGAUUGAACAAUUAAAUCGAAUGCCGCGUGUCAUUGCGCUAGUGAAGACACUUACUAGUGGAAAGAGAUAAGUGCUAAGCGCUAUAAAGAGUAGCACUAGUUAAUUUUCCAAACCAAGGCUUACUACACCAUGUAUUAUACUGAAGUAAAGUACUAAAUUUAAUUCCUACUCGAUAUCAUCAAUCGUCAUCGUCGUAUUCCGUUUGACAUCCGCUUACCUAACCUGCAGGGCGCAUGCGCAACAUGAUAAAACUAUCGAUCAAUUCAAUAAAUUUUGUCGAAAUUGAUAAGUUUGUUUUUCCCCUAACACGCGUGCCACGUGAUUUUGUUCGUAUUUUGACAGAACGACACUUAUUUGGGUUCACCAAUCGACAAAACGACAAUUAUAUCCUCAGAAUCGAUAAAAUUACCGUGACAAAAUUGUAUCACCGUGAUAGUACAAUUUUUUUUACAACAGGUACUAUUUUUUUCAAUGAGAGUACUAUUUUUUGGUAUGGUCAAAUUAUUUUUUCGUGCCCAUUUUUUUUUUGAGGCCGCUAGCUUGACGCACACUCACGUUGCGCAUGUUAGCCCUACAGAAACUAUUGACAGCUCCAGUUUUUAAUUAAGCGGCUGGGAAACUGACUUUCCAACCUUUCAACCUUCUAAUAAGUACUAUAUUAGGCCACACGCCUCCGAAAAUACUUACGACGCGACUUUACUCUUCGUUAUCAUUCCAAAAACAAAUUCUGAGUGAUCUAGAACCCAAAUCGGUAUUCGAAUCUGCAACCUUCGUAUCAACAGUUUUCUUUAACUUACUUAUAUUAUAUCGUUUUUUCGUGUCUUCACGGUUACGGUAAGGUGUGUUAACACCUUAUAGAGUAGGCAGUUACAUGGACGCGUUGGUUUAAUUACAACACUUAUUACGUAUUAUCACAAGUCUCACAUCGGUACCUGUAAGAACUACAUAAUUGAUUUGUUGAAGAAUUCAGAAGAAAUACUUAUUUUUUUAGUAAAGUUUGAAUAUAGACGCAUGAUAGUAAUCAUAGUUUAUCUUAAAUGCAAUUGAGUACUUACUUCAUCUUGCGAAGGGUGUACAGUCAUGAGCAAUAUCAUGUACCUACUUUAGAACUCUGUCGCACUAUCAUAUUUGACAUUUAAGGAGGCUUACAUUUUAAUUUUUCAAAAUAGUUAUUGUGACAUGGUUUCAAAGUGUAUACUUAGUACUCGUGACUGUUCCUCUGCCAAGCCCAUUGGGGAAUAUUAUUUGUGGGCUUGCUAAUAUAUGUUAUAGAAGUAUCCAAUAGCUUUUUGUCGUAGUGCAACAUUCAUUACCUAAAUAUAUUUUUUAAAUUUAAUCCAUUAAAUAUUGUAUUUAUCGUAGAUACACUAAACACUACACCUCUGUUUCUUCACAAAUCAAUUUCGUUGAAAAGAUAGCCAGCAACCGUAGCGGCGAUUUAUAUUAAUAAAUAAAUAUUAUAACCAAUAUAUUAAUUUCCAUAACCCUGUAGAACUGUGUAUUUUAAUGAUCAAUUUAAAUAAACGAAUCUAUUAUUGUGCUUUCUAUAGAUGUACAA
Pectinophora gossypiella (pink bollworm) is the source of this 8458-nucleotide messenger RNA. Its product is annotated as otoferlin-like. Bases 216 to 6410 code for a protein of 2064 amino acids. The record is from RefSeq and is a predicted model, not a curated record. Lineage: Eukaryota; Metazoa; Arthropoda; Insecta; Lepidoptera; Gelechiidae. The transcript is spliced from 26 exons. Gene Ontology annotation, cellular component: membrane. Gene Ontology annotation, biological process: plasma membrane organization.